Molecule: messenger RNA, 243 nt
Organism: Suillus paluster
Lineage: Eukaryota; Fungi; Basidiomycota; Agaricomycetes; Boletales; Suillaceae
Exons: 2
Source: RefSeq, a predicted model, not a curated record
GUUGGAUUGGUGGAAUUGGAGAGGCGAAGGGUGACAAGUGAUGGGCGUGUAAAACUGAAGUUGUCGCUGUUGGGUGUGAACGUACAGAAGUGCUCUAUAUGCUUAUCGCAAUUCAAAAGUGGGGACCAUGGCGUGUUGGGGGGAAAGUGUCGCCAUGCGUUCCACAAGAGAUGUCUGAUUCCAUGGCUGGCGAGGAAUCAGACUUGUCCGUUGUGCAGGGAACAUUUGGACGUUCAGAAUUGA